UUGUUAUUUUUUCAGGGAUUAGAAGGAUGUUCUUCCUGUGAAGCAAUUUUUAAUGCAGUUAAUACCUUUUUUGAACUCCAUGACAUAAAGUGGGAAUAUUGUGUAUCUGUGUGUACAGACGGCGCAGCUGCAUUGACCGGCUCCAAAACAGGAUUCAAAGCAAAAGUAACUGAGAUUGCACCUCACGUAGGCUUUGUUCACUGUAUGAUUCACCGUGAAGCCCUUGCAGCAAAAUAUUUGCAACCAGAUGUAAAUAAAGUGUUAGAACAAGUCGUAACAAUAAUAAAUUUUAUUAAAGCUCGCGCCUUAAACAGUCGCCUUUUCAAAAUAAUGUGUCGUGAAAUGGGAUCAGAAUACGAAAAUCUACUGUUACAUACGGAGGUCAGGUGGUUAUCGCGAGGAAAAACACUCCGACGUGUAUUUGAUCUCAAAGAUGAAAUCAGAAUAUUUCUACUUGAACGGGAACCAAAGCUAGCGGAAUAUUUUUUGAAUGAAAAUUGGUUGGCAACAGUUGGCUAUCAUUCGGAUAUUUUUGAAAAACUUAACGAUUUAAAUCAAUCGUUGCAAGGUAAGAGUACAAAUGUAUUGAUUUUAGCUAACAAAAUAAAAGCUUUUUGUAGGAAAAUAAGUUUGUGGAUAGACGAAAUCAGUGCUGAAAACUACGAGAUGUUUGCAUGUUUGGAAAAAUUUUCUGAAGAAAACAAUAUAAAGCUCGAAGAAGAAAUUAAAACCAAAAUCAUGAUGCAUCUUACAAACCUUAAGCAAGACUUGGAAAUAAGAGUCCCAGAUACGUCACACGGCGACCAAUGGAUAAUUAUUCCAUUCACUUGUGAUCUUAACACUGUGAAGAUGAACUUAAAAGAAAAGGAGCAGCCGAUCGAUUUAAUGUCCGAUGAAAGCCUUCGAUCUAUUUUCAAAACCACAGAUCUAUCCAAGUUCUGGAUAAUGACGGAAAAGGAAUAUCCACUGUUAUUCAAAACAUCUCUGCUGAAAUUGCUGCCAUUCGCAUCUACAUACCUUUGCGAGACAGCUUUCUCCACAUUAACUGCUAUAAAAACAAAAUAUCGCUCCAGACUUAACGUAGAACCUGAUUUGAGGGUGUCUGUUUCUGAUAAUAUAUCACCAAGAAUUAAUAUACUGACUGCAAGUGUGCAAGCACAAGGUUCACAUUAG
Molecule: messenger RNA, 1173 nt
Organism: Parnassius mnemosyne (clouded apollo)
Lineage: Eukaryota; Metazoa; Arthropoda; Insecta; Lepidoptera; Papilionidae
Source: the annotation of a GenBank genome assembly